CGCUCUGUGGGACUUGCAAAUCUUUAGCAUUAAACCAUUUAGGCCCCCUUUUCCUAGACACUGACGAGGGGAACCCUCUGCGCAACAUCGGCUUUCAACAUCGCGCUGUAUUUACCAUCAGCCAUGGCGUCCACACCUGCAACGGCUGCUCAAGCCCGUCUCGGCGUGCUUGCCCAGCACCUCGCUCCAAUGGAACCCGGAGACCUGUUGACCAAGCAGUUGACAUCUUCUGCGUCUGCUCAUUCUCGUGGAGGCUAUGACAACACAUUUCCUCAGGCCACCACCGCCGCCGCCUUCCCACCUGCCGUACACGACCUGCUGUCCCUGGAUGGGCUACUCUCCGCCGAGGAGCGCCAGAUAAGGGACAAAGUACGAGCCUACAUGGAGGCCAACGUCGCCCCCGUGAUCGCCGACUACUGGGAGCGGGCGGAGUUCCCGCACCAGCUGGUGCCCAGCUUUGCGACGCUGGGGCUGGCGGGCGGGGCGAUCAAGGGAUACGGCUGCCCGGGCCACUCCAUCCUGGCCAACGCGAUGGCGGUGAUCGAGACCGCCCGCGUGGACGCCUCCAUGAGCACCUUCCUGCUGGUGCACUCCUACCUGGCCAUGCUGACCAUCGGACUGCUGGGCUCGGAGCAGCAGAAGGAGGACCUGCUGCCCAAGAUGGCCAAGAUGGAGUUGGUGGGCUGCUGGGCCCUCACGGAGCCCUCCAACGGCAGCGACGCCUCCGCCCUCACCGCCACCGCGACCAAGGUGCCGGGCGGCUGGAUGCUCAACGGCUUCAAGCGCUGGAUCGGCAACGGCACCUGGGCGGAUGUGAGUGUGGUGUGGGCGAGGAGCAACCAGGACGGCCAGGUCAACGCCUUCAUCGUGCGGAAGGGCAACCCGGGUCUCCGUACAUCCAAGAUCCAAAACAAGAUCGCCCUCCGUUGCGUCCAAAACGCCGACAUGACCUUCACCGAGUGCUUCGUGCCCGACUCGGCUCGGCUGCCCGGCGUCAAGAGCUUUGUGGACACCAACAAGGUUCUCGCCAUCAGCCGCAUCAUGGUGGCCUGGCAGCCGGUGGGCAUCUCAAUGGGGGUGUACGACAUGUGCUGCAGGUACCUGUCGGAGCGCAAGCAGUUUGGUUCCCCGCUGGGCUCCUUCCAGCUGGUGCAGGAGAAGCUGGCGCGCAUGGGGGGACACAUCCAGGCCAUGUGGCUGGCCUGCUGGCGCAUCAGCAAGCUGUUCGAGGAGGGGCGCAUGACCCACGAGCAGGCCUCGCUGGUUAAGGCCUGGACCUCUGCCCGGGGUCGCGAGGUGGUGGCGCUGGGUCGGGAGCUGCUGGGCGGGAACGGCAUCCUGGCGCACUUCCACGUGGCCAAGGCCUUCAACGACCUGGAGGCGGUCUACACGUACGAGGGCACCUACGAGGUGAAUGCGCUGGUGGCGGGGCGGCGCAUCACCGGCGUGUCGGCAAUCAGGGCAGCAGCGGCGGCAGGAGGCAGGGAUGGCAAGAAGGCGGGAGAGGAGGAGCGGGAGAGGAGGUGAAGGGAGGAGGAGGAGCAGCAGUAGGUGAGGAGGAGCGUGUGGGGGCAGAAUAGCAUGUGGGGCUGCAAGGAAGGUAAUGGUGGUGGUGGUGGUGAUGGUGGUGCUGCCGCGAUGUGUUUUGUCUCGUGGAAUGCGCGGCUCGAAAGUGACAGGACAGUGACAGGACAAGGAGGGUGCACGGUUUGUAUCAAUUGUACUUCUAACGUUUCUCCUGUAGCAACCGAGUUCGUUGCAUGAACCAGCGGUUGCGGUUAAUAUGGUUGCGGCAACGAUGGCAACAACAACAGCUCUCACGGGGUUGUCAAGACGGUUGCUGCAACAGUGGGAUUUGAGGUUUGGUGGUUGAGGCGAGAUGGGGAUGUCAGUUGUCUGCUGAUGCUGGGAAAGUAGUAGUUAUGAUUUAUGACUCACUGUUCGUUGUAUUAGAUUAAAGUAGUUUUCUGUAGUAGACCCGUAAUAGAUAUUAAGUCUCAAGACAGCAAAUACGAAAGUAGGAAUGGGUUGGGUUUUGUCCACCUUGUGUACCGGUGUGGUGUUGUGCUGGCGGUGAGGGGGGAGGAGGAAGAGAGGGCAGUGGGUUGCGCGGAGAGCGAGUGAACGAACCGUUCACUCACUUACGAGUCCCUAGGCGCCUUCUCAUCACCCUGGGUGGUCCCUCUAGUAGCCUCUUGUUUUCGCUCGCGGCCCGUAGUUGAGGGCGGACAAGAGCGAACCAUGGGUCGUGUCAGUCAGGCAAGUACAGUAGGGGACUGUUAGCGAGGUUAGUACCAAGGACAAUGGUAAGCGAAUGGUAAGCGGUACGUUUAAUAUAUAUAAGCGUAUUGAACCUUCCCCCAAACGGGUGUCUUUAUCGUCGUUCUUGCCCUUAGUAGCGUUGUUCGUCUUGUAUGCGUCUUGUAUGCUGCUCGCAACCAGAACCCUUUUUACUCGUACGUCGACGCUGGUAGUAGACUUCGUUUGGGGGUGCGGUUCCGAUGCUCCUCUGGAAGCAAGUGGUGUAAGCGUAUGUAAUUGUUAAAGGCGUUGGACUCGGGUACCUUGAAAGAUAACGGAUCCAGACUUGGAUUUGUUGUUACGGCGUUCGUGCUAAGGGCGGCUGCCGUUCCUAUACUCACUAUUGGGUGUGGUAUAAUUCCACGGUCGCUUCGUUCAACAUGCCUAAACGUCCUGUAGAAUUGGACGGUGGGGCUGGAGUGGGAGCAAAUGCAUGGCCGGAGGCGGAAGAGUUGCCGCCUCUUGGUACCCCUUUGCUCUACGUGUCAGUGGCCGCUGAGCAACCGUGUAACCCCUCCCAAGACCUGGCUUUUACUAGCCUGACAUGAUCAGAUUGAAUGAGGAAGUGGC
Messenger RNA from Astrephomene gubernaculifera, 2871 nucleotides. NCBI's taxonomy places the organism in Eukaryota, Viridiplantae, Chlorophyta, Chlorophyceae, Chlamydomonadales, Astrephomenaceae. The record is from the annotation of a GenBank genome assembly.